ACUUCUCCCAUCCACACCCGACGCCACCCUGCUGCACUUUCUACUCAUAGUCUCCGCCUAAGUCUAUAUUGCAACCAUGUGGAUUAUUGAUUGGUUUUGGGAUGUUCUGUCCUCGCUUGGACUUAUGAACAAGCAUGCCAAGCUCCUCUUCCUCGGACUUGACAAUGCCGGAAAGACCACGCUGCUGCAUAUGCUCAAGAACGACAGGGUUGCUGUUCUCCAGCCAACCCUGCACCCCACCUCCGAGGAACUUUCGAUAGGAAACGUCAAGUUCACAACCUUUGACCUUGGAGGCCACGCGCAAGCCCGACGAUUGUGGCGCGACUACUUUCCCGAAGUCUCCGGUAUCGUCUUCCUCGUCGAUGCCAAGGACCAUGAGCGUCUUACCGAGUCGAAAGCCGAGCUCGAUGCUCUCCUCGCCAUGGAGGAGCUCAAGAACACUCCUUUCGUCAUUCUUGGUAACAAGAUUGAUCACCCCGACGCCGUCUCCGAGGACCAGCUCCGCUCUGUGCUCGGUCUAUAUCAGACAACCGGCAAGGGCAAGGUGCCUCUCGAGGGUAUCCGACCCGUUGAGGUCUUCAUGUGCAGUGUCGUCAUGAGGCAGGGAUACGGCGAGGGUAUCCGAUGGUUGAGCCAAUAUGUCUAAGCACACUAAUACGACAAGAAUGAGGUUGCCAGAGGAUGGGGAAGAAGCAUGUACAAGGCAUGUGGCAUAUUUGCCCUUGCCAUGGGGGUUGACUGAAUACGGACAUGAAAGCAUGAUGGUCACACGCGUGUUAGAUUUAAUCUUCCGGGCGUUGGCGUUAGCUCUUGAAAUAAUAUUACAUUUUGCAUA
Molecule: messenger RNA, 835 nt
Organism: Bipolaris maydis ATCC 48331
Lineage: Eukaryota; Fungi; Ascomycota; Dothideomycetes; Pleosporales; Pleosporaceae
Product: ADP-ribosylation factor family-domain-containing protein
Biological process (GO): membrane organization; vesicle organization; intracellular protein transport
Cellular component (GO): COPII vesicle coat; endoplasmic reticulum exit site
Molecular function (GO): GTP binding; GTPase activity
Source: RefSeq, a predicted model, not a curated record